ACUCACCCGAUAACAGCCGACCGAAGGCCCAUUCUUCGCCGCGCGUAGGAUGGACGACAAUCUCCCCUCCAUUGAUGAGUGGGAUGAAAACGACAUGUGGGAGACGUCAACCACUAUUGAGGAAUCCGAGUUCCUCCUCGGACGACCUGUACGGAAGGUGGCGGCGAACGAGAAGGGGAAGGGGACUUACCACCGCACAAGCUCUGGGAACACUCAGGGCUCUGUGACCAUCGGGGCCCUGCCCGAGGGACACGACUUCAACGCGGCUGAGCGUGUCCGCGCCUGGAAAAGGGUUCAGCUUAUGCUCAGUCGGCACCAGGGCAAGCAGACGCGGUCGACGCCUGUCCACCGUGGAUUCUAAGGGGCAGCUGGUCCACUGGUGAUGUCUGUCGCGGUAAAAACAAUUCCAGAAGUCAGGGGGCUGCGGGCGAGGACGCAUCGUGUAACGCAAGGCCUAUCGGCGAAAUGCACAUGUUGGCAGGAAAGGAAGCGUCAGUACACUGUUCCAUAGUUUCAUGAAAAUGUACUCCUAGAAUAUCUCACCGUGUAUCUGCUUGAU
Fomitopsis serialis is the source of this 559-nucleotide messenger RNA. RefSeq lists its product as uncharacterized. NCBI's taxonomy places the organism in Eukaryota, Fungi, Basidiomycota, Agaricomycetes, Polyporales, Fomitopsidaceae. The transcript is spliced from 2 exons. The coding region runs from base 50 to 361 and encodes 103 amino acids. The record is from RefSeq and is a predicted model, not a curated record.